Molecule: messenger RNA, 1884 nt
Organism: Benincasa hispida (wax gourd)
Lineage: Eukaryota; Viridiplantae; Streptophyta; Magnoliopsida; Cucurbitales; Cucurbitaceae
Product: initiator tRNA phosphoribosyl transferase family protein
Biological process (GO): charged-tRNA amino acid modification
Cellular component (GO): cytoplasm
Molecular function (GO): tRNA adenosine(64)-2'-O-ribosylphosphate transferase activity
Source: RefSeq, a predicted model, not a curated record
GUUCGGGCUCGGACUCGUGAGUAAAAUUUUGACCCCGGCGGUACAAAGUUGAGCUGCAUAUCUCUCAUCUUUCUCGACGACGACGCUCUGCACAGCCAUUGCUUGAUUCAUCCAUGGAGGACGGCUCGAAAUUGAGCAUAUACAAGGCCGUCAGAAACAUAAAACGCAGAGAUAACACUCUCUACAACGCUCUCAGAUCAAUUUACGAGGACUCUAUUUUCGUCGGCGAGAUCUCCCAGCUAUGGCCGGAGCUUCCUCUUCUAGCAAAUCUCCGUUGCGGCCUUUGGUAUUCCCCCAAGUUUCACUCCAAUUGCUAUUUCAAGUCCACCGACGGCCACAACAACAAUUGGUCUUUUAAUACUUCCCGCCUCAAUCUUCACGUCGCGCAAUUGGCUGGACAGAAGGGAGGUUGUAUUAUAGUUGAUUCCACUCGAAGAGGAAAGCGCUUUCCUGAUAGCAUGUCCAAAACAAUACCCAUUUGGACUUGUGUUUUGAAUCGGUCUAUAAUCAAACAUUUAAACAAAAUCCACGGCAGUUCAUUGGAGGAGCCUUCCACUUCUGACACGCUUGCUGGAAAUGGAAGGAAACCUGCCAUUGAUUGGGACUGUUCCUUGCAUCUUCCCCUUUGGGUUUCUGAGACUGAGAAAGCUGCUAUUGAGGAACGUCUUGAUGAAUGGAUGAAACAGUUAGAUGACUGUGGAGCUGAUAUUGCCACACUAGCAUCAAUCUUGAGAAAGCCAUUGCGCCCCUUGUGGAUUUCACAGAGAUCAGUUAUUUGGUUAAACGAAGUACCAGAUCACGAUUCCUGGGAUUUCACCCCCAUUAUACUUGUUUCUGCUUCAUUGUCUACCGGUGUGGUUCAACAAAGGACCACCACAGAGUUUAGCUGGAACUACAUUUCCGGAGCAGGAGAUGAUGAAGAAAGUUGGGCAAGAGGCUUGUCUCCUAAUCUAUUUUGGAAUCACGCACAUGAUCUUAUGAGCUCUGGGCCUGAUGUCUGUAAUCAGAAAGUAGCUGAAAUAGUUGAAAAAGACAGAGUAUAUCGAGCACUAAGGGGAAAUGAUGCACCUCAGAUCAGUGUUAAAUCUCAGAAGGUGGGAGGAUCGUCAACUCAAGUCCUGCCUAUAGAGCAAAUGUUAUCUUUAGAUAUUUCUGAUGCUGAGCUAGACGCAAAAUCUUCUGAUGGAAAUUGUGGAUUAUCUUGGCUUGGUUCAACUAGCCUUGCAGUAGGCUCAUCUCAACAUGCCGUGACUGCAUGCAAUGUUGAUUGUAUUUUAAAUUGUGAUCAAGAGUCCUCUGUUUUCCUUCCAAUUUCUGGUGCAUAUCUUCAUCUACCUAUGGUGAUGUCAAAACUGGAUCGUUUUUCCCUGUCAAGAAACCUUCCUUCUGCAGUAGAUUUUGCGAAGUUGAAUCUUAACCAAGGGAAAAGGCUUCUAGUUUGCUGUAGCAAUGGAGAAGAUAUUAGCAUAUGUGUUUGCUUGGCAAUACUGACGUCUUUAUUUGACGACAAAGGAACUUUCGAUUGCGGGAAAUCUUUUAAGAACACACGCAUUACGAAAUUGGAAAUGAGAAGGCGACUUGUGUACAUCUGUAAAUUUGCAACAAAUGCAAGGCCUUCCAGAGGAAAUUUGAGGCAGGUUUUCAAUUUUCUUGGUGGAGGAAGAAUUGAUUAACUCCUCUGCUGUUAACAGAGAAGCUGCUUCAAUUACAACUUUACAGGUUUUUCUUUCUACUUAUUAUUAUUGUUUUUCUUUUACUAUAUUCUACCUUUUUAUACUGUUGUGUUGAUGAGGCCAAGAUCCCCUGAUAUUGAUUGUAUGAACAUCAUGUUUAAAAAUGUCAGACAUUAAAUUGAUUUAGAAUGAUUAAAUGCGUGUUCGGGCA